Messenger RNA from Porites evermanni, 24570 nucleotides. The record is from the annotation of a GenBank genome assembly. Lineage: Eukaryota; Metazoa; Cnidaria; Anthozoa; Scleractinia; Poritidae.
AUGCAAAUUAAUCGCUCGGAGUUGCAGAAGGUGCGUGUUAAGUUAUCGAGGGAUGCCUUGACCAUACAGAAGGAGGGUGGAGGAAGCGGUUCGACGGGUUCAUCACAUGCUUAUCAGCCCGGGGUGAGCUAAUACUACUUCUUUUUAUUUUUUCUAUCAUUUAACUUGAGCUUCAGCUGAGAAUAUUUUUACUAGACGUUACAAGAUCAAGACGAUUUUAGUUGGGAUCAGGUUAAAUGUUCUGCCAUUUGAUUUCCCAGUAAGAAAUUAACGUUUUGAUCGAUUUUCCAUAUUGUUCAAUUUCCUUUAUGAUUGUUUACUAUUGACUUUUCGUUUCGUAUUCGUUUGUAUCGAACAAUUCAAAUUCAUUGAAUGAAUUCACUGAUUUCCCAGGGUGUUACAUCGCCUGUAUUCUCGCUGGAAACAGGGGCCAGUAAACAACAUUUCAAUUUUCUUUUUCUUUGAAGCCGGGUGGUCUCUGAUGAUAUACACCUGGAAGUGAAUUAGAGAUCACACAAACACUUCCAUUAAAAUGAUUUCCUUUGUCCGUCUUUGUCCUCUUUUAACAGAUUUGCAUAAUUCGGAUGUUAAAAAAUAAGUUAGCAAAUUUCUGUCAUUGGGGUAACAGAGAAUAUCACGAAAAGAAAAUGAGAUCAAAAAGUGAAAGUGUUUUCGGCAAGAAGACAUGCAAUGGUUUCAAUGAAAAGACGUCCUUUUUUAUUUUUUUUUUAUAGUUAUAAAUACUUAUUAAAUCAUUGAUGCAUUAAAGUAAAUCACGAUUUGAUUGCAAGGGCAAAUCAUGAAUUUCUAAGCAUUUGCAUAGAAUUUUAAUUUAUUCACCAAUCUCUUGAAAACGCGCGAUUUGUCUUUUCUUAUCAUCGAUGGACUUUACACAGACAGAGUAUAUAUUUACAUGUAUUUAUGUAUAGUCACGGAACGUCUAGUUCUUUGCCUUAAAAUUGCGUUUAGUUUAAAUGUUCCAGAAAAAACAAAUAAUUAAAAAGCAUUGUUCCUCAAUGACAAUAAAUUCAGUUUAAGUGAAAAUUAAUGAACUUGUUGUAUUUGAAAUAGUCUUGAAAGUUAAAAUACAAUCGUCUGAUAUUUUUUUUCUUUAUGUUAAUGUUCCCCUUGGAGCACAAAAUGUGCAGCCAGGCUCUAACAGACCAUUAACUAUCUUAGUUCAAAUCUCUAAGAGUGAUUAAAAAAAAUAAUAAUAAUAAAAAAAAAAUUGCCCACAGAUUUUUUUAUGAUGAGAUGAUAAUUUCUUUAUGGUUCUAUGGUUGAAUCUCUUGGCAUAAGCCAAAGAAUAUUCAAUUAUGUAUUCCUUGGCAGACAGUGGAAACUAAGAAUCUUGAAAACAGUAACCCAACAUUUUUAACGAGAAUGUUACAGCAGGUCAAAAUUAAGUUGAGAUUAAAGUUUUUUAAACCUCGGUUGAUUCUCUUUUUCCUUUGUCUCCUAGCCCUAAUUCAUGAAUAAUUAGGGCCAGGAGACAAAGGCCGAUUAGCGCUUAACCCAGGGUUAAAUUUAACCAGGGUUUCUUCUUCUUUUGUUCAAAAGCAUUUUCUCCAAUAAUUUUCUCUGUUAUUUCUAAGAGCAUACAAUCAUCAACUUGUUGACAGAAAGAAUCAAACUGAAUUAUUACUUUUUAAGCAUUCAAGUCUGAUUUCAAAUUUUGCAGAAACCCUGGGUUAUCUUAAGCCAGCUUUGAACAACCUGGCCCUGAAUGUAAUUUUGACCUGUAACGAGGAUGUGAGUUAAAUGCUACCGUCUGUCCUGGUAAAUUAUUUUUUGACGUUUUAAUGGGGCCUACAUGUAGUUGCUGCUGAGGAGUUCAAAUUGGUUGCAAGUGACACUUAUUUAAAAAAAAAAAUCAAUCUCAUAUUCAAUUUCUUUGAUUUUUUGGGUCACCUUUGCAUCUGUAAUUAAACGUUAAAACAUGUGACAGGUUAAUAAGUUGUAAGUGAAGAAGGAUGAAAAAUUGUAACAUACUUGGUACUCAAAUAGGAGCGAUAAAAUUAAAUUCUAAUGCCAAAAUGUUUCUGCAUAGCAUACAAGUGCAAAUAUUGACUGAUGUUAUUUUUAGAAUGCAAAUGGCAAAGCAGACUCACCAACAUGGAAAAAAUCUCCAUCUGGGGUAAGUGAAAAAUCUAAAAUCGAUUUUUAAGCAUUUUAAGCAAUUUGAUUGUGAGUGCUGGUGUGGCUGAAUCUGGGAGUGGGCAAUUAAAUUGUGUGUUCUGAUUGGCUGCCUCAUUUGGCAAGAUGGAUUCAGGUUACCUGAAUUAAAAAGAAAUGGUCACCAAAAAAGAGAAACUGUUUUGAUCGUCUAUCAGAUUCCGUAAUUACUACUUCUUAAAGCAAAUGUAUGAUAUUUAUAAAGGGAAUCCUUUGUCCUGAUUGGCUACCCGAGUGUCCUAUCUUUCCCCCCAUAAGAUUUCAUGCAUUUUUCCUGCAAGAUAAAGUUCUCUUUUGGGCGAUAUAAUAAAUCUUUUAUUGACUGACCUUUUUUGGUCAAGAUGGCUGGAUAUUGGCCUCUUUCAUGAUUUUUGUGUAUUUAUUAGUCUCGCUUGCUUUAGCAGCGAGACUCUUAAAAUGCAAGUGUUUCUUUCUUUUUGUGUGUGUGUGCACAUGCCAAAAGGGGGUCAUGGUCCCAGGCAUUCUUAGUAAAGGCCAUGGAAACUGGGGAUAAGAAUCGCAGCAUGAUGAAACCCAUGUAUAGAAUAGAAAGCUGUGAAAGAUGUUGAGCUUUUCUGGAAUGGGUUGGUCCAUGAGUUCUAUCACCUGAAAGCGCUGAUUACUUUGGAACACGUGAUUACUUCAGUGGUGGGGAAAAAGGAAAAAACCUUAAUGAGCAAAAGUUCAAUGUUUAGGUCAGGUGUUGUAAACUGUCGUUGUAUGCAAAUGAGUCUUGUGAUGAGUAUGCCACUAAUUUUUGGCGUGAUUGAAAUGACGCAUUAUGUUCAUCACAUUUCCUUGAUUUUUGUGUAUUUACGCACGCGUUCUGAUCAAUUCAGAAGCAAAUCGUCAAAUACAAUAUAAAAAGUAAAUAUCCUGAAGAGUACUCGACGGUUGAUAAAGUAGGAAGUGGAAAACUUUUAGCGAGGAAAUCCUGUUUCAUGUUGAAUAUAUCGCCUCCUGUCUGAGAGCGGUCUCUUAUUUCUUUUUGAGUCACGGCAGGUCAACAGCAUUAUUUUUACUUUUUUGCUCGCUGCGCAUGGCUCUGAGGAAAGAAGGACAACCGCUCACAGUCUAAUCGCCUCCUCAUUUCUUAUCCUAUUUCCAAGCAAGCGAGACUCAAUGCUAUUAAGAGUGCUCUUGUUGAACUGGACUUUGUCUUGGUCCAUAUAUAAAAAUGCAAAAAGGACUCAGAAGGCCAAUAUCCAGCUAUCUUGACCUCACACUUGGUCAAUAAUGCAACUGUUUCAUCUUUUAUUUCCAGAGCACAAAUGGGGAGACACCCUCUCCAACUCAGAGGAAACUCCCACCAACAGGGGUAGGUUUAAUACAAACAGUUCAUUGAUCUGGUCUUACAGUGAUCAUAUCAUUGUAGUUUCUUAGUCAUAUAACUGUCUUUUCAAUCCUUUCAUAGAAUUAGAAUUAUUCUAGUGACCAAAUUAAAAAUUCCUCUCCAUGGCUGUCACUAAGAUCUCAAGUUGGUGGGUAAAUAUAAGAUGAAGGUGGGGAAUCAAGAAGCUAGGGUUUUUUUUAGUUCUAUUUUUCGUCUGUUUUCCUAUGGUAGUAGCCGGAGAUCAAGUUCAUCACAGACAAAGGAAAUCAUCGACUCCCAGCCCUUAACUUAACGACAACCCUGCCUCUUGCUUGUACAGUGGAACCCACCCAAUGACCACCUCGGUAAUACGGCUACUUUUUUUUGGCGUAGCAUAAUGGCCAAACAUUUUCUUGUAAAAAACCCUCAUUAAUACUGUCACCCAUUAAUACAGCCAACGGCGACAUUUUCAAGAACCUUUUACAAUUUCACCCGGUUAAUUGAUACAUCCACUUGUCAUAAAUGUUGAAACUUAAAAGGCCUGUGGCAUGUCAAGUUCAUUGACCUAGUAAGCUGAGCUUGUUUUGGUACUGUUUUUUUGAGUACAGUCACUUAAGUCACUUACAUAAAAACAAUGUAUUUGUGUGCUUGCUUCUUUGAUAUUUUUUAUUGAUUUGUUGUUUUUAGGAAAGAAAAGUUACGGUGAUGAGGAGAAAAGUUGGAGGAUUGGGAAUGAGCAUAAAGGUAAUAAUAAUAAUAAUGACGACGACGAAAACUGUCAUCCCCUCACAUGCCUUCCUACAAACUAUAAGAUAUUAGAUUCCGUCAUCAUCAAGAGAGUGUAUGAAUAUCUUGAUGAAAAACAACAUGACAGCUACCCAUAGAACAAAGGCUUUAUUAUUACAGUAGAACCCUGGUAACACGAACUCUGAAGGGAAAUGAAACACAGUUUGAGUUAGCGGAGAAUUUGAGUUAUCGGGGUAAAUUUCAGUGAAAUUUUGAUGAAUGGAAAGGAAAUUUAGUUCGAGUUAGCAAAGAAUUCAAGUUAUCUGAGUCUAAGUUAUUAAGGUUCAACUGUAUGAUGAUGAUGAUGAUGAUGAUGAUGAUGAUGAUAACGAUGGUGAUGGUGAUAAUGACGAUGAUGAUGAUAAGGAUGAUGAUGAUGAUGAUGAAGAUGAUGAUGAUAACGAUGAUGAUGGUGAUGAUGAAGAUGAUGAUAACGAUGAUGAUGGUGAUGAUGACGAUGAUUAUUAUUAUCACCCUUACUUUAAUUUAGAUCAAAAAGUGCAAUUUUCUGUACACUAUUGUAAACCUGGACCACUGUCCUCAAGAGGCAAAAUAAUACAAAGAACAAACCAAUCUUAGUCUGUGGAAGGCUCAGACAGAACAAAACCAUUAACAGUAGUUAUGGUUACACCAUACCAGUCUAUAGCCAAACUAUCCCAUGAAAAGGGGUCAAAAGUCAUUCCACUGCAGGUACACACAUGCCUAUGUUACUUACAUAAGAGAUUUUUCUCCUUGGUAAAAAUUGUUGCAUGCAUCAUUAAUUUUGGGGGUAAAAUCGCACUUGCUCUAUUCUUCUUACAUUACUUUUUGCAAUCCUACAUAUGUUAUUUCUAAGCUUAAUGUUAACGUGAUAAAAAAAAUUGUUUUGUAGGGGGGUCGUGAAAGUAAUCUACCAAUAGCUAUUUCAAGAAUAUACAAGGACCAAGCAGGUACAGAAUUGAACUUGACUGUAAAAAUAAUAUAGAAUAUGAUCACUUAAUUGUGUAAAUUAUAGUUAAACAUGAAAAUUUAUUAACUUCCCUCUGCCCACCCUUCCUCAAUGGCCAUUUUUUAUUCUCCCAGCAGGCAGUUCAUACAGGCAAUUAAGGCCAUUUGCACUACAAGGUCAUAUGAUAUCAUUUUUAUGAAAAUGAAAGUUGUUAUACUUAUAUGAUUUUGCCUUCAAAAAACCAUUAGUGGGUCAUAUUUUAAACAAAAUAAUAGUGAUUUAGUUUUUCAAACCCACAACAUUUUCUUAAAAUGAGUAAGUUCUAUCUGGUCACGUGACCAAAAUGUGAUUUUUAAAACUAUGAAUUAUCUCUUUCUGAACAGAAAUUUUGCACUUAAACUUCAAGGAAAUUGUUGUAAAGAUGAUUUAGUAACAUUUUCAGCACAUCUGAGCAUAACUAUCAAACGUUUAACAAGACAGAAGCAAAAAGUAGUUUUGGCUGCCAUGUUGGAGGGCAGGGGUAUGCUCUCCAACAUGGCAGCCAAUACAAAUCAUACUACUUAGUUGAAAAAUCAAAGUGCCAUAAAAUAUCUCCCUUAAUUGCGUUUCCUCUCAAAUUUCUGGUGUAAGAUAAUUUCUGUUCGCUCUAUCAAUUUUUGGCAUCAGCAGGAUUCCAACUCAUUGUUUAAAGGAAGCAUUGGUGAUGUGAACUCUUAGCGCGAGUAGCCUAUUGCCCAGGGGAGCCCCGAGGUUCCCACGAACCCCCUUUUUUGAGAGGCAUUCCUUUCCUUUUCCCACAAAAUGUUAGGAUGUGGAACAAAGUCUGUGCUAUAAUCCUAAAAUUAACUGUCUUUGAAUGAUGAAUGAUGAUACUUUAAUGCUUUAUUGCCACUACAAUGUAUUAUUAAGUAAAGGAAAUGUAUGGUACAACAGAUUAAGGAAAAAAUAAUAUUUUGAUGUUAGGGUAUAAAGGGUUAAAGAUUCAGGUGUGUUUUGUUAGUAAUUUCCUUGAAACUUGUUUACUUGUGAGCAUUCUUCCUAUUUAUAUUGUUCUAUUCAUUCUGAUCCUUUUCUUUGGUCUUUUUUUUUUUAAGCUUAUGAAACAGGCCAACUUCAUGAGGGCGAUAUUAUACUUGAGGUAAGGAGUUUUUUAGCACUUUGUUAAUGACUGGUCCACCUUGGUUGUGUUAAUUAGAUUUUCCCAACUAGGGGACGUUUGGAGGGGACCUGUGUGAUGUUAAGUUUGGAGUCCGUGGUGAAAAUGACGGCUUGUCAACAGACUCUGUCUGGCCUGAUUUGCAACUUGACCGGCCCAAAAACUUUACUCACUGGUCAAGUUGACCGGUCACAAUAAUUACUCUCAUUCUUGAACAAACAGCCAAAUACUAACCUUUGUCUCACUGGAGGAGGCCAUGCCCAUUUGAAGGCCUCCAGAGGCCUUAAAGAUAGUAAUUUGUGGAAGAACGUCACAAAUUCUGCUGAGGGCCUUUUGGUUGAUCUCCUUUCACCCUGUAAAACAAAUUAUUACUUAGGAAUUGUAGUCACUCCUAGGUACUUCCUCAAAUUAGGACUGAACGUUUUAAAUGCUGUUUUAUUAACAGGUGCCUUUUUAAUUUUAUCUAAUUGUCAAUUGUAGUCCUGAACGUUUGUUUUUGGAAUCAAUAAAGAGCUUAUUUUAUUUUUAUUUUGUUAUUGCCUUAUUUUAAAAUACAAUCACAUUCUUGAAUAGAAAAUUACACAAGGAUAAAAUUAAUUAACUUUUUUCCCAAUAUUUUGACUAUCAGAAACGAGAGUUGACUAAGCAAAAUUUCUUCAGCUGGUCAACAUGUACAGCCACCGUCUGAAAAUUAUUUUGGACCCUGGCAAUGUACCUCAUUGAUGUUAAGUGGAUUCCUUCCUAGCUAGUUGGGGAUGUUUAGGGCUUUUUGGGAGCACCUUGGCUAUGUAAAUUGGCUUUUUUGGAUUUUAGAGGAGACCCUUUUGAUGUUAAUUGGAUUCCUUACUUGUAAAUGGAGGACAUUUGGAGGGGACCUAGUUAAUUGAGUUCAGGUGGGGGGCAUUUUGGAGGGGACCUUAUUGGUAUAAUAAAUUUGAUUCCUUCCAAAUGCGGGAAAUCUGGAGGGCACCUUCAGGUGAUUUUAAUUGGAUCAUCCAAUUGGGGGUCGUUUGAGGGGGACCUCAGUGAUGUUCAUUGGAUUCGUUCCACGUGUGGGGCGUUUGGAGGGCACCUUAGACAGGCCUUCUGAUAUUUCGCAGAAAAAAAAGCAAAAUUUCGCGGGAUUUUCAGGGGCAAAUUCGUGGAACAAUCGGCCAAUUUCGCGGAAGAAGUCAAAAUUCGCAGAAAAAUCAGCCGAUUUCACGGGAUUUUAGCGGAAAAAAGUCAUUUUUCGAAAGAAUUUUCAGGGGCAAAUUUUUAGAAAAAUCGGCCGAUUUCACGGGAAAUUUUGGGAGGAAAGUUCGCCAAGAAACAAUCAGUAAAAAACAGCCAAUUUCGCUGGAGUUUUUUUUUUUGGCAAAUUUCGCUAAAAUCGAUCAAUUUUGCGUCUAUAUGACCAGCGUUGGUGAACCUUUUUUUUAACAGGGAUAAUCAUUUGCUUUUUCAACAACAGUUUGCUCGAGAAAUGAGUGAAUGCUAAAGCUAUUAACAUUAUGGUUAGUGCCCAGUUUUUCGCAGCGUUCAUCUAAAAACGCCUGGUAGUUUUGGGACGUUGUUUACUCGUUGCAGUGACGAAGUUUCAAGCUAAAUUUGGAUGUUUGGGGUGAGUAAAACGGGUCUAAUAGCCAAGAUAAGUAUUAAAUAUGUUUUACCGACAUGUAUUUGUAAAUAUUUCUGGCGGGUUUUGCGGUAUUUCACAUUUUUUUGGGAAUUUCGCGGGUCCGCGACCGCGCGAAAUAUCAGAAGCCCUGCUUAGAGGGGACCUUGUUGACUGAGCUUGGAGGGGACCUUUUGUCACAUUACUUGGAUUCCUUCCAGCUGGGGGGGACUUUUGGAAGGAACUUUGGUGUUGUGAAUUGGAUUCCCUCCACGUGGGAGAUGUUUAGAGGGCACCUUGGUGAUUUUAAUUGUAUUUCAUCCAAUUGAGGGACUUUUGGGGAAGACAUUGGCAAUGUUAAUUGAAAUUUUAUCGAAGUUGAGGACUUCAUGGUGAUGUUAAUUGAAUUCCUUUUAACUGGGGAACAUUUGGAAAGCACCUAGCAAGGUCCAUUUCAUUAAUUCCUUUCAAGCAUAGAAUGUUUUGGAGGGGACCUUGAAUUGGUGUUGUCAAGAGGGUUCCUUCCAAGUGGGGGAUGUUUAUAGGCGGGCAGCUUGGUGAUGUUAAUUGGAUUUCAUCCAAUUGGGGGACAUUUAAAGGGCACCUAGGUGAUGUUCAUUACAUUCCUCUCAAGCGGGGCAAGUUUGGAGGUGACCUUGGAGACUAGCAUUGGAUUCCUUAAUUUCAAGUGGGAAAAAGUUGGAGGGGACCUUGAUGAUGAUAAUUGGAUACCUUCCAAGUUGGAGACAUUUUGGAAGGGACCUUGGUCAUUUUAAUUGGAGACCUUUCAAGUGGGGGACAUCUAUAGAGAAGACCUAGUGAUGCUCAUUGGAUUCCUCCCAAUUAGGGGAUGUCUGGAGGGGACCUUGAUCAUGUGAAUUGGAUUCCUUCCAAGUCGGGGGGUCUUUGGAUGGGACCUUGGCGAUGUUCAAGAGGAAGAGGGUUUGAGAAGGCAUUGAUGAUAUUAAUGACAUUCCUUCUAAGUAUAGGGGAGGUCCGUAGGGGGCAUUUUGGAUGCAGUUAAAUGACUCUUGAACUCAGUUAACAGUAAAGAGCUCCAUCACAUGUUAUUAUUCAGCAUUCAGUUCGGUGGUUCAGUCUGCCUUGCUUUCAUCAGGUCCAUGUGCUUGAGACACUGCAUUCAUUCCCAGCCACCUAACCUACACUAAGCGAUGCAUUUGUUCACUUUUAAAUGUAUAGCAUUCUCUCAAAGUGGUUGGUUUGGGGUAAAGUGUGGGAUCUUAAGGGUAACAUGCAUAUUUUUAUUCACUGGUUGCUUUGAAUCUGUUUAAGGUCAAUGGACGAGACAUACGCAAGGCUUCACAUGAUGAGGCAGUAAGUGUCACAUUUUACACUACUCUGUUACUCUAGGACAGGGCUGUCAUUAAGGUUUUAAGUAGCUGGUCUCUCAGGGAAAGUUAAGCUGGUUAUUUAUGUUACAAAUCCUCCUAUCUUUGUUGUGUCUGACUCAUUUUGAAACUUAAUUUAAGAUAGCUGCUGAUUUUACUGCAGCAGCCCAAGACAAGGUUCACACAGUCUUGAAAAGUCCUUCUAUUUUUCCAUGAAAAGUCCUUAAAUUUCUGUGCAAGUCCUUGAAAGGUCCUUGAAUUUUCUUCAACUUUGAAUGUAGGGCCCUGGAAAGUGUUUUUUAUAUCUUUUUGGUUAUCCAACAUAAGUCAUAGCUCAGAGAAGUUAAAGGUGAUUUACACUAAGUGUUUUUGUUUUAUGUAAGAAUUGAGUAUCAAUAUUUAAGACAGUAAGUGUACUGAAAAAUGUAGAUACAUUGGUGGGGCAAAUAGUUAAAGCCAUUAAGUCCUGUUACAAUCCAUGGACUGGGAAUGUGCAUUUUUUUACAAUCUGGGAAAUUACCUUCCUGGUAGGUGCAUGCUCCUUGAAAAGUCGUUAAAAAAAUAGUUGAAAUUUUUUGUAUGAGCCCUGUAAGAGGCCUGAAUUUGAUCCAUAUUUGCAGGUGGGAGAGGGCUUGCCACCAGACCUGCUCAAAGGAUGGGGUCCUUUAAGUAAUUCCUUAGAAGGAAUAAUUAUGGAUGUCCACUUACAUUGUUCUGGCUCAAACUCUUUUUGAAGCUACUUAGUAACUUACUGGCUUUUGUUGCAUUCUUAUCAACAGGUUGCAGCACUAAAAAAAGGAGGAUCAACUGUUGAAUUGAAAGUCAUUCACUCUUCAGCAGGCUCUCAAGGUACUGAAGCUCUAAGAUCAUGGAAACCAAGGGUUGCCAGGGAUGCAGGAUUUUGUAUGAAGCUAGCAGUUAGGGGUCCAAAUUGUGCAUUAUAUUGAUAAUAAACAUUUUACAGUCCUCCUUUCCACCACAAAUGCUUAACUCAUCUACAUACAUCCUUUAAUUAUAACCCUGCAAUGGUAGCUGUUUGAGUGUCAAAACCAAAAAAUCAGGGUUCUGAAAAAGAGCUGGUGGCUGGCAAAAUUCACCGGCUAAUUCACAUAAACUUUCUACCUACUUUUCUUUGGAAAUUACCCCCCCCCCCCCCUCCUCUUUAAAGGCCAAAAUUUAGCAAUGUCUUUGUUCUGUUCAGACAUUCUAAUUUUUGCUCCAGAAUGCUGGAAAUGCACUCUAAGAGGCCCUGAUUUCAAAAUUAUUUUUUUUGGCCCCUGGAUCCCCCUUAUCAACACUUGCAAGUGUGAGUUUUUUCCUUCUCUACCUACUCCAAAGCUUUUGCCAGCUUAAUAAAAACCUUAUUGAAAACCCUGAAAAAAUCAUUGACCUAGCUUUUAAGUCCACUGAAUGACCAAAAUCAACAGGUUAUGAGAAUUAAUAUGAUGAUCUGAUUUCAGAUGUCUGAUGUCAGACGUCUGAUUUCAGGUGUCUGUUUUCAGACGUCUGAUCUCAGGUGUUUGAUAUCAGACGUCUGAUGUCAAGUUCUGUUAUCAGACAUCUGAUUUCAGAUUUCUGAUAUCAGACGUCUGAUGUCAGGUGGCUGAUUUCAGACCUCUGUUGUCAGACGUCUGAUUUCAGGUGUUUGAUAUCAGACGUCUAAUGUCUGGGUUUGUUAUCAAAUGUCUGAUGUCAGGUGUCUGUUGUCAGAUGUCUAAUGUCAGACGUCUGAUUUCAGGUGUUUGAUAUCAGACGUCUGAUAUCAGGUGUCUGUUGUCAGACGUUUGAUUUUAGAUGUCUGAUGUAAGACGUCUGAUUUCAGGUGUCUGUCUUCAGAUGUCUGUUGUCAGAUGUCUGAUCUCAGGUGUUUGAUAUCAGAUGUCUGAUGUCAAGUUCUGUUAUCAGACGUCUGAUGUCAGGUUCUGUUAUCAGACGUCUGAUGUCAGGAAUCUGUUGUCAGACAUCUGAUUUCAGAUGUCUCAUGUCAGACGUCUGAUUCCAGGUGUUUGAUAUCAGACGUCUGAUGUCAGGUGUUUGAUAUCAGACGUCUGAUGGUGUCAGACGUUUGAUUUUAAAUGUCUGAUGUCAGAUGUCUGAUUUCAGACAACUAAUUUUAAUUGUCUGAAUCAGAUAUAGGUUGUCAGACGUCUGAUGGCUGAUGUCAGAUGUCUGAUGUCAGCUGUCUGAUGUCAGACGUCUGUUUUCAGACGUCAAAUUUCAGAUGUCUGAUGUCAGACGUCUGAUGUCAGGUGUCUGACAACAGACACCUGACAUCAGAAGUCUGAUAACAGAACUGUCUGUUGUCAAAUGUCUGAUUUCAUAUGUCUGAUGUCAGACGUCUGAUUUCAGGUGUCUGUUUUCAGACAUCUGAUGUCAAGUUCUGUUAUCAGACGUGUGAUGUCAGGUGUCUGAUAUCAGUUGUCUGAUGUCAGGUUUUGUUAUCAGACGUCUGAUGUCAGGUGUCUGUUAUCAGAUGUCUGAUGUCAGGUGUCUGAUAUCAGACGUCUUAUGUCAGAUGUCGGAAUUCAGAUGUCUGAUUUCAGGCGUUUGAUAUCAGACGUCUGAGAUCAGGUGUCUGUUGUCAGAAGUCUGAUUUUAGAUGUCUGUUCUCAGACGUCUAAAUUUUAGAUGUGUUAUCUCAGACGUCUGAUCUCAGGUGUUUGAUAUCAGACGUCUGAUGUCAAGUUCUGUCAUUAGACGUCUGAUGUCAGGUGUCCAAUAUCAGUUGUCUGAUGUCAGGUUCUGUUAUCAGACAUGUGAUGUCAGAUGUCUGUUGUCAGACGUCUGAUUUCAGAUGUCUGGUGUCAGACGUCUGAUUUCAGGUGUUUGAUAUCAGACAUCUGAUGUAAGGUGUGUGUUAUCAGACGUCUGAUGUCAAGUUCUGUUAUCAGACGUCUGAUGUCAGAUGUCUGUUUUGAGACAUCUGUUGUCAGAUGUCUGAUUUCAUUUGUUUGAUAUCAGACGUCUGAUAUCAGGUGUCUGUUGUCAGACGUCUGAUUUUAGAUGUCUGAUGUCAGACGUCUGAUUUUAGAUGUGUUAUGUCAGACAUCUGAUUUCAGGUGUCUGUUCUUAGACUUCUGAUUUCAGGUGACUGAUUUCAGACGUCUGUUGUCAGACUACUGAUUUCAGGUGUUUGAAAUCAGACGUCUGAUAUCAGGUCAGAUUGUCAGACGUCUGAUUUUAGAUGUCUGAUGUCAGACCUCUGAUUUCAGAUGCCUAAUUUUAAAUGUCUGAAUCGGAUGUAGGUUGUCAGACGUCUGAUGUAAGAUGUCUGAUGUCAGGUGUCUGAUGUCAGACGUCUGAUGUCAGGUGUCUGAUGUCAGACAUCUGAUCUCAGGUGUCUCAUUUCAGAUGUUUGAUGUCAGACGUCUGAUGUCAAGUGUUUGAUUUCAGAUGUGUGUUGUCAGACAUCUGUUGUCAGAUGUCUGAUAUGAGGUGUUUGACAUCAGACGUUUGAUGUCAGGUUGUGUUGUCAGAUGACUGAUUUUAGAUGUCUGGUUUUAGUUGUCUGAUGUCAGAUGUGUGAUGUCAGUUGUCUGUUGUCAGACGUCUGAUUUCAGUCACCUAAUUUUAAAUGUCAGAAUCAGAUGCAGGUUGUCAGAUGUCUGAUUUCAGAUGUCUAAUGUCAGAUGUCUGAUGUCAGCUUUCUGAUGUCAGAGGUCUGAUGCCAGACAUCUGAUGUCAGGUGUCUGAUAUAGAUAGAUAGAUCUUCGAUCUUCUAUGAUCUUCGAUGCCUAUUUAGGCGCAGUUGAAUAUUUUUACAGAAACUGCAUGGUGCAAAUUUUUAAAAAUAAUAAUAAUGAUAAUGAACACCCUGAGACUUGUAGGAAAUGCGUUGAGAUCAAUCGGGAGGAUUUAUAUGUUGCUAUUGUGACUUAGGGGGCUCUGAUCCUAUCCCUCUGCAAGUCCCUCUCCUUGGGUUUUUCACUGAGACGUGAGGCCUGUACACACUAACUUGCACAUUAACAUGUAUCAUACUAUCACCUGGUACAAUCAGACCAAGGCUAAUAAUACAAUUAAUAAUAGUGCUCAGGAUAACUAAGGCUUUAUUAAUUUUUGCAUUUUACAGAAUUAAAAAUGCUGAAAUGGAAUCCCAGCUAUUCAAAUAAUUAUUCUGCAAGAAAAUUGAAUUUCUUUACAAAAAAUUGGGACUUCCAAGAUUUUGGGGUGAAAAGUGCAAUGUGUGGUGUAUGACUGUUGCAUGCUUUUACUAUGCACGAUGAAUAGGCAAACUUAAAUGUAAGAGAAGGUCCAAUUAUCUCUUCCUUAAGCUUCCAGUGCAUAAUGAACUUGAGCAUGAUGUAUGCAACCAUUUUUGUGGUUCCUAUGUGACCCUGGUAAAUGUCCAUUGCAUUGUGGCUUCUUUUUUGCCAAUCUACUUACAUCUGAGUCAAAAAUGCCUUUUUUGUUUUAGAUGCCGAUACGACCGUUACGUCUGGUACUGCAACAGAAGCAACCCCAUCAGCAGCUACAUCUAAACAAGGUAAGCAUUAAAUUGCUUAAAGGAUAUGUCUCUGAAAGGCUGAGAUUGGUGCAAAAAAAACUCUUGUAUGCCAGUGCCUCAUUUGUAAAUUUUCAGUAUACCCCUAAACUAUGGCUUGAAUUGCAGCACUCAGUGUAUUUGUUGUUAUGAGAUAAGUGUCAUCUACUUGGAUUUAAAAAAUACACAAAGAAAGAAUGUUCCAAGCAUUGAAUGAAGGGGUGGUAAAUCAGGACUUUGUGGAAGGGACACUAUUUUAUGCCUCAAAUGUGGAGAUCUUUCAAUGAUCUUUUUGUGAUGAGCAAUUAAGACAAAUCAAUCAAAUACCAAGCAUUAAAUGGCAAUCAAAAGACAUCUAAGUGUUGUCAUAUAUAUAUACAGCAGCACUAUUGGUAAUCCUUAUGUGGGUGUAUGAUGUCAUGCAAUUCAUUUUUACAUGAUUACAGCAAAUGGAAUUGUUAGAGGUAUUGAUGAGUCUUCAAGUGAUGCUGAAUUUAAAGAAAGUAGUAGUCAAAAGGUAAUUUUUUUUUUCAGAUCAUCUGAGCUUGAAACUGCAAUAAGUGUUUUAAUUUUUAAAUUUUAUGUUAUGGAUGUUUGACAUCAGAUUUUUUCGCUGUUGUUUGAACUGAAGAGCAGACCUUGAAGACAAGUUGCAAUAAUCUGAAUGCAUGUUAUUUGUCAUAAGUAAUCUCGUCACAAACUAGUGUUUACAACUGUUUCAGAUAACAUAUGACCUAUGGUAGGAUUUUGGGUUUUUCUGUGAUGUCAAUCAAAAAUACAGCCCUUUAUCUCCAUAAUUAUAGUUUGCAAAAGCCUUCAUCAUGCUGGAGAAAUUCUGAAGGGUAAGGGUAGAAACCAAACUGAAAGUCUUUUUGACAAGCAAGGAUUGAAUGCCAUGGUAAAGGUUAUGAAUGACAAAAAACCAAACAUCUUAAGCAUGGCAGGGCUGUCACUAAGAUUUCAAAUUGUCAGGUAUUUGCAAUAAGUAGGUGGGGAAAUUAAUAGCUAAGGAGUUCUUUUGGUCUCAUUUUCCUUUUCUUUCCUAUGAAAAUAGCCCAGGGUCAUGCUCAUUGUACCCCGGGGGAAAUCCCCGGCCCCCAGCCCUUAGUGACAGCCCUGUUAAGAGUUUCUGACAUUGCGGUGUGUGUUAUCCAAAACUAUGUCAUUUUUUAAUUUCGAUUGGUGUGACAUAAGAUGUUUUUUUACUGCUGUUUAAAAAGAGCAGACCUUGAUGACUAGUUGCAUAAUGUGAGUGCAUGCUCUUUGAACAAUAUGUAAUCGGAUUUAUACAAACUAGUGUGUGGUACCAUGAUGAAUAUUUCUAUUCUCACAGUCUUCUGAAGUUGGAGAAACAGACUCCAACUCUUCUCUUCAUAGCUGGUCAGACAACAUUGUGCUUCCACUGACCUUUGCGUCAGUAUCCAGAUACAAGACAGGGGAGGAUUCUCUUAGGUUAGCUAAUGGAGAUAAUAGCUAGGCUGAUUUAGCAAUAGAACAGAAACGUCAGUUUACUAUGGCACGCGCAACUGAAACAAUUGGCUUGACCAAUGGCAGAGCGGUAAAUUGGGCACUGGAAGUCGCGCUUAGUCCUUUCUUCGCGCUUUCCCGUCGUCAACUGACAUUCCCAUUCUGUUGCUAAAUCAGCCUAAUGAUGAUGAAAAAGCAGAGAUAUGUGCAUGAGUGACCAGGGGGCCUAAUUAUGGUGGUAAUAAUGACAUGGCAGUAAUGUAAUAUUUGUGUUGACUUUUAUUAAGAAUUUGUUGUUCCAGAAAACAUCCUUACCCAGUACCCCAUGGAGGGUAUUUAGAAAUGGGAUGUGGAGGGGUUCUUAAAGGCCAAAAUUUUUUUUACGGGAAAAUAUGAAGCUUAACUAGAAUUUCCAAAAGAGUGGGGUUGUUCUUUGGGAAGAGUAUAAAAUAUUUUUGGAAACAAUGCAAUUUAAUUGUUCCAAAAUUUAGAUGUCUUAAAAGCAAGAAGUACUGUUUCAUCUGAUACAUACUGUUGUCUAAACUGGAUCAUAUUUGCUAUUUUGUUACAGGAACAAUGCAUUUGAGGUCAGUUCAAUGGAUGGUGGAGCCUCAGUAGUUCUUUACAGUGAAAAUAAAGGAGAACUGUUGUCAUGGUAUUCUGCCAUCAAGGAUAGAGUAGUCAUGCUUCUUGAACAGUCAGUAAGUGACUCAUAAAUUGAUCACUGGCCACGGGAUACUUAAGUGAUUUUUGGGUGGGGGUGUGCCGCUGGGACCCUGGAACCCUUAGCCUAUACCAGACCUAGGGUGCUUUCCAUUUGUCAGAACUGACUGAGCAGACCAUUCCCGUCUUAAUAAGAAUUUCGCUUUUAAUCAAAACUAUCCAGCCAGAUCAGUCAAAUCCUAAACAGUGUACGGGAAGAAGGUGGUUUUUCAGCAAAAACCCUUGGAAAAAGCCAAUUUCAUUUGCUAACUGACUGGUCUGGUAUUUGUCCGGCCGGCCAGUUCUGACAAAUGGAAAGCGCCCCUAGUUCAGCUGAAUUUUGCUAACCUGUACUAGACUAAACUCCCCAAGUCCAGCCCUAUCUUAGAGUAGCUUUCAGGCUGAGUUGCCUAAAUUUAAACUUGUCUUUUUUGAUUUGUUGUAUUAUUGAGUGGUUAUUCCCGGUUUCCCUAGUCUAGACUAAAAUCUUCAACCAGCUGAUCAGUUUCCCGGGAAAUGAUACCCUAUUAUAGACCUUAACUCUCCUGAUCAUAUACCCUAUCCUAGAGCAAACUGCUUGAAAACCAUACCCUUCACAGUGGCACAUACCUAUAUUAAUAUAUAACCCAUAUAUGGCAGUACCCCUCCUGGCGCAGGAUUAGUGGUUGAAGUAAGUUGUUCUGGUGAAUUACAGUGUGGAACCUGGCCUUAUGACCACCUCGUUUAUAAGACCGUAUUCUUUCGACCCAAACGUAAAAAACACUGAGUCAUUUGUUUAUUUUGAAGAACCGUUAAUGCGACCACCUCGUUAUUACAAACAGGAUUUUAUGGCCCAACUAUGGUUACAUUAACGGGGUUCCACUGUACUACUCUGCUAAGCUAGACCAGGUCUGACAACUGUAAAACACUAACACUUAAGUCAUGCAGCGCUCCCCUGAAGUUGUUUAACAAGACACAUUAUUUUAAAUAACAUAGUCUGUGACAGUUACUCAAAGAGUUUCAGAUUAAAUGGGUUGAAAAUUUUGUUUCAUUUAAUCUAACUGAAGAAGGUUAUUCUGGAUAAUUAUACGUUUCUGGGAAACUGCCCACCUACCCCUCCCUUAAGGUGGCUCCGUAAUUAAUACAAGAGCAUUUUGCUGUGACAAAUUUUCCGUCAUAACUUUUUGGUUCUUAAUGCGAUGCCUGCGAAACUUUGCAAAGAACAACAGAUACCAUUCGGCAAUAAUACGGAUUUGUUGUAUUAUUGAGUGGUUAUUCCCGGUUUCCCUAGUCUAGACUAAAAUCUUCAACCAACUGAUCAGUUUCCUGGAAAAUGAUGCCCUAUUCUUGACCCAAACGCUCUGGUUUAUAUACCCUAUCCUAGAGUAAACUGCUUGAAAACCAUACCCUUACAGCAGCACAUACUCUUACAGCACAUACAAUUCUGGUGAAUUACAGUGGAACCUGGCCUUACGACCACUUCGUUUAUAAGACCGUAUUCUUUCGACCCAAACGUAAAAAACACUGAGUCAUCUUUUUAUUUUGAAGACCCCAUUAAUGCGACCACCUUAUUAUUACGAUCAGGAUUUUAUGGCCCAACUAUGGUCACAUUAACGGGGUUCCACUGUACUACUCUGCUAAGGUAGCUCUACCAGGUCUGACAACUGUAAAACACUAACACUAAAGUCAGCACCCCCCUUAACUUGUUUAACGAGGCACAUUAUAAUAACAUAGUCUGUGACAGUUACUCAAAGAGUUUGAGAUUAAAUGUGUUGAAAAUUUUGUUUCAUUUAAUCUAACUGAAGACUGUUAUUCUGGAUCAUUAUACGUUUCUGGGAAACUGCCCACCUACCCCUCCCUUAAGCCAACAUCAACACUUACUUCUCACUUAGGGCAAAAUGUUGGCUUAGGGGAGGGGUAGGUGGGCAGUUUACCAGAAACAAUUAUUCUUUUGCAUACAGUCGUCUCUCUUAAGACAGCUAUGAGAUGGUUACCCUCAAAAAAUGGCAUCUGGAGUUAGUCCCUUUCUUCAGUCAUUUUCUUUGAAUCCCUGUGGGGCAGACACCUGUUGAAAAUGGAAACUUAGAAUUGGAGGUUGUUUCGUCCUCUUUUGUCUUGUUCUGUGACUGUAAUCUGUCUUUCUCUCGCUUUGUGGCUAAGCUUUGGAAUGAGAUACACUGUCACAUCUGACAUCUCCCUAAGAAUAAAUUCAAAAACACACUCCGCUUCAAACACUUGAGCCCACAAUACAGUUAUUUCACACUGGUCAGCGGAUACCUUUUUGAUAGCUGUCAAUUGACCAUAACACGGAUGUCCAUAAGGAUGACCACUAUCAAGUUAAACACAGAUUGUAUAUGCCUUGGACACCGAGCUUGUAAUGUCUGGUCAUUACAAGAAAAUCUUGCUCAUUUAGCAGCCAAUCAGAGUGAGCGCGCCAUUGUAGCCAUAUAAUAAUUGUGUUGUAUUGUUUCUUUGUUUUAGAUGAAUCUCUCAAAUUCGUCAUUGCCAGUUUCUGAGCAGGUCAGUCAUUUGCACUGUUAUUGUGUUGCAAAAAAUUAUAACUAAGCUAGAACUGGAAGAAACACUAACUGCCAGAAGAACCAUACAUGUCCACCUGUCAUCUCACUCACCUGGACCCACCUUUUGUAUGACUGCUGCCCCUGGUUUGUUUAAAAAAUUGAGUACCAGAAUUCAGAGUAGUAGGUCUAUUUCGGCCAGACCAACACUAAGAGUGUUCAAAUAACUGAGGAGUAGAUAUUGCUUAAUUGUUUGAUCUCUGCACGUAGUUAGAUCUUUUAGUCUUCUUGGAUAAAGACGAAAAACCAUAGGCCCAAUCCUACAGCACUUUCACUCAUGUGGCUCUUGUGCAAUUUAAAUGAUUCUUGUCCCUUGAAAUGCUGAGUGACUAACAUCAGUUUUCUCCUAACAAUAGCCAUACAUGAUGAUCACGAUCACCGAAGGGGAAAUUCUUUGAUCCUGUAACAAAUUCUUUCAAAUAAUUGUUCAAGGAAAUUAUGGACGUCAGUGUGGAGAAUUUGCAUGUGGAUAUUGAACCUUAAAGCCCUGGCCUCAAUUGUUCAAAGAUCGACCAGAUAAUUAAUCUCUAUCCAGUGCAUAGUGCAAUUAGUUUUCCUAAUACUAAUCUGCUGGAUUGUGAUUUAUCCAGUGGAUAGCUCUAUCCAACGUUUAAACAACUGGGGCCUUGUUAAAUCAACAAAAUUUCUUUUCCUAGAAAAAAAUGAGCGGUUGACACAUGCCCAUAGGCAACAUUGCGUGUAACAAUUUGAGGCAUUUGUGCAACCUUUUAUACAUGACUGUUAAAGGAAGUGGAUUUCCAACUACAGUUUUAAUUAAAUGAUAUUAAUUUUUUUGUUGUAUUUAUUUCAGGUUGUAUAUAUGGGCUGGGUAUGGGAAAGAAUGAAAUCUACAAACCACUGGAACGUCUGGAAAAGAAAGUUUCUAACACUCAAAGGCUCAGAGCUUCAGAUAUUCAAUAUGCCACCAGUAAGUACAUGUAAAUUGUAUUGAUUUGAUCUCUAAAUGUUUACAGUUGAACCUCCAUUAACCCUUUCAUCCUUUAAGACCUAAGAGUGAUCAGCAUCAAAUUUCUCUUUGUAAUAUCAAUGCUUUGUGAAACAGUGGUCGUGAGAAUUAUGGACAUGAUCAGACAAGAUGAAUUUGCUUGAUAUUUUAUCAACUUCUCCCCACUACGUCUGUAGGAAAUGAAUAAAAGCAACAAAUGAGAAUUCAAAUUUUGAUCUUGGGGUUUAAAGGGUUAAGUCCCAAGAGUGGCAAACAGCCGGGGGUGGGAGGUACUCCCUCUGGAAUAGUGGAGUUGUGAACCAACAUGGCCGGCUUUUAACAGCUGCAAUUGUAGUCCUGUUUGGUCCUUGUCUCCCCUUUACAAAAACAUCCAAACAUAUGUAAGGGUAUUUUGUUCACGUUGCUUGCCAAUAUAAUGAAACACUGACCAAAAAAACCCUUUUUUGCUUCAAAUUGUUGCUAGUCACUUCUGUGAGAUAUAACGCUCACCUCCCUCUCCCCUCCCCUCCCCUCCAUUCAAAGCUGUUUCUCCAGGUUUGAGCAUGGUCUUGUUUGAGGUGGGGGGUACACAAGCACAUGAUCAUGAACAGGCCAUUUAAGCCCAAAUAAGGUUAAUUGUGUCAUUAUUUUUUAGCAAUGGUUGUAACAUCCGAAACGUUUCUGAGUUAUGAAUGGGAAAGAAAUGUGACCUUUCGAACGUUUCACCUUUUUUACUUGUUAAAGUGGACAGGUUCACAUGUUUCCAACCCCUUUUUAGGUUAUUGCAAGAGAUUGGCUCCAGAGUGAAAUUUCAUACAGUGUGAUGGAAUUAGUAUGUCACACUUGCAGGGUAGGUAAAAUAGUUUUCUGUGUUUUUUUGCCAAGUAAAUCACCAGAAAAUUAGACCCGACAGGCGUAAUUGUUUGUGUUAAUUAGUCGUUAAAAUACUUUAUGAAUCUCUUCACAGGAUGAUGAGAUACUUGAUAAACGAGAAUUUUGCUUUUGCAUUCAGUCCAGCUCUGGAGAUAGCCAUUACCUUGGCGUGGGUAAGUCAAAAGUCAUGAUUCAAGGAAGCUCCAAAGUUCCCCUCUUUUCCAGUUAAUAGGCCCUUUGCAUCUGGGGUCACGUGAUCAAAUCUUUCCUUAAAAAAAUCUACAUUAUGGGCUAUUACUUAAAGAAUGCCAGAGAUGGAAAGAGCAUAUCGAAAAUACCAAAAUGGCCAAGUUUGGGCCCCUGGGAUUACAGAGUACUGUUAUACAGCAGUUUGAACUUUCGGAAAAUUCAGAGGAUUUGUAUGAAAAAUGUUGCGUGAGAGCAAGGCCUUGCUCUCUAACAAAUCUUCUUAUUUUUCAAAAAAUUCAGACUGUCAUAAAAUCUCAUUCUUGAAUGAUGGGGGUCUCAAACUUGGCCUUUUUGAUAUUUUCGACAUGCUUUUUCCACUUCUGAAAUUUGCUAAGUUAUAGCCCAUAAUUUUAUGAAAAGUAGGUCACAUUAUGACUUAGCUGCAAAGGGCCUAUUUCUAAGCACUCGCUUUGAUUUAAGGAUAUAAUGACCAGGUUAAGGCGGAAGGCAGUUUCUUUUGUUAAGAGGCAAUAUGCAGAACCCUAAUAAGUAAUGCACUGACAGAAUGAAGACAAUGCAUUUAUAGUUCAAUUUUUUUCUUCAUUUUAAGUCCUUGUGAAAUAAUGUAGCUUGUCGUAUCAAAGCGUUUGGGUAUAAUGAGGGGGUGAACUUGCAUCUAUGCUUGGAUUGCAGACACAGAGUCCGACUUGACCGAGAUUGUAAAUCGAGUUCAGAAGUCCACUCAUGAAGCUGUCAUACGAGUAGAGGUAUAGAACAGAAUUAAGGGACUUGUUUGUAAUGUUAGUUAUAUUUACUACAAUAGAGAGGAGAGGUGUGACAUCCCGUUACCAUGGUAGCAAAAUUUCUGUAUCACAACAAUAGGUAGUCGAGUUUUGCAACGGCAACGGAAAACAGCAAAAAAGCAAUAGGUUUAGAUUGGCAAAAGAGCACGUGCAUCACGCUUUUUUCUACAUUUCUUAGCCGUUGUUGCACGACUGCGCCCGCUUUAUGGAGUCGGUGAGCAUAAGACAAAAAUUUUCUUUUUCUUUUUCUAAACUUAGAUACGGUCCUUUCAGAUUCAACCCAGAAAAUUUCGCCAUCAUUUGACAAAUUAAAUGAAAUUAAAUAAGAUCGAUGAAGUUGAAACAGUGCGAAUCCACUUUUUAAGUGACGGUUUGACUUGUUGUCAUCCAAAAUUUUGCUACCAUGGCAACGUGACGUAACGACUUCUCCUCUAAUAACAAGCGACUUGAAAUGUGCUUAGACUGCAACAAGUCUUCGAAACAGUUGUAAUGUCAAUUUUCUUUGUCUUUCCAGUCACGAUCAUUUCCCGGUAAAUGGCGUGGUCAGAGUGUCAAGCUUGUGUUCGACCUAAAGAGAGGCUUAAGGCUUUACAGUUCUACAGACAGGGUUUGUAUCUUUGUAUGCNAAGCUGUCAUACGAGUAGAGGUAUAGAACAGAAUUAAGGGACUUGUUUGUAAUGUUAGUUAUAUUUACUACAAUAGAGAGGAGAGGUGUGACGUCGCGUUACCAUGGUAGCAAAAUUUCUGUAUCACAACAAUAGGUAGUCGAGUUUUGCAACGGCAACGGAAAACAGCAAAAAAGCAGUAGGUUUAGAUUGGCAAAAGAGCACGUGCAUCACGCUUUUUUCUAUAUUUCUUAGCCGUUGUUGCACGACUGCGCCCGCUUUAUGGAGUCGGUGAGCAUAAGACAAAAAUUUUCUUUUUCUUUUUCUAAACUUAGAUACGGUCCUUUCAGAUUCAACCCAGAAAAUUUCGCCAUCAUUUGACAAAUUAAAUGAAAUUAAAUAAGAUCGAUGAAGUUGAAACAGUGCGAAUCCACUUUUUAAGUGACGGUUUGACUUGUUGUCAUCCAAAAUUUUGCUACCAUGGCAACGUGACGUAACGACUUCUCCUCUAAUAACAAGCGACUUGAAAUGUGCUUAGACUGCAACAAGUCUUCGAAACAGUUGUAAUGUCAAUUUUCUUUGUCUUUCCAGUCACGAUCAUUUCCCGGUAAAUGGCGUGGUCAGAGUGUCAAGCUUGUGUUCGACCUAAAGAGAGGCUUAAGGCUUUACAGUUCUACAGACAGGGUUUGUAUCUUUGUAUGCCACUUCCUACAACUUAUGCGAAAUAUUAUAAAUGGCUGUGUAGUAGGGGAAAAGGCUGUAUAAUUCUGAAUAUCGCCCAAUAUUCAAGGCACGAUCGAGUUUUGGUCAAUGCUCGACAACAUAGGAGUUAUACUUGACAAAGUUGCGGGACCCAAUUUAUUUUUCAAGUUGCAAUUCGUUUUCUAUCCGGACCGUCGUCGUCGUCGUUGUUGUUGUUGUUGUUGUUUUUGUAAGCCAAAGACAUGCUCUGACAGUUAACCCUUUAGCGCUAAGAGUGAUCAGAAUGAAAUGUCUCCUUGUAAUAUCAGUGCUUUAUAAAACAGAGUAGUGAUGAGAAUUAAGGAGAUGAUCACACAAGGUGAAUUCAAUCGAUGCUUUAUCAACUUCCUCCAAAUACUUCUGUAGGAAAUUUAUACAGGCAACAAUGAGAAGAGAAAUUUUGAUGUUAGGGUUUAAAGGGUUAAGUUAUGAUUUAGAAGAGAAAUUUUAUAAAACUGAAACACUUUUUCAAGGUUUUCUUUGAGUUUUUAGGGUUUUAAAGUAAUACCAAAAAAUGUGACAUAGAACCUUUAAUUUGCGUACAUAAAGGUGAUGAUCUUUCGUGUGUUAAAAUGUUUAGACAUUUACAGUCUUCUCGAAUAUGGACGAAAACAUAUCGUAUCUGUUAUGGGUUUUGGGAGUGGCUCGGGAAGAUACCCGGCAUCAUACCCGCUGAAUCACGAACCUGUACACCCCCAUUGCGAAAGCCUGUUCAUAGUAAAGCUGAUAAGUAGUUCUGCAAGCAAAACAAUAAUAUCGUAUUCGCUCUCUUCUAGUCUCUACUAUGGCAAUACCGUUUUUCCUUUCUUCGCGGGUCGUCUGACGAUGGUUAUCAUAAAAUUGUGUUGUUAUUUUCCUCAUCUCCUGCUGGGCCGUUUGACAGACAGGUAAGGCUUUCUAUUCUUUCUUUGCCCUUUCAAUACAAAAGUGUAAAAAAUCCAGAAACAUAAGUACCCCUCUUUUAAUGUGGCAAAAUACUGAGAAGCAAAAAAGUGUGAAGGUAACAAAGGUGAAGCUUGGAAGUGCACUUAGCUUUUCUCUCUAGAUAACUCCACUUAUUUGAUUAAUUAGAAACAAAUAAUUCAAAUAGAACUUAAGAGGAUUAUAAACUUCAACUGGCAGAAGGCAAGCGGUUUGUUAUUUACAAACCUGGCGGAGGAUUUGAACUUUAGACGACCGAUAAACAAAUCCAGCUAGUGGUCGGAGUGGAACUUAAACUCUGAACCGCCGGAUCCAAUCACAUUACAUGUUAUCCACGUUUUACCACAGGUUCUCUGAACUUCUCGCAGACCUAUUGUAGCACUUAGCGUGAACUCAUGCCAUCCAGUUACGCGUUUGAAGCAAAUUUUUAUGAAUUAAAGUGAUCCUCGAAUUGCGCGCGUUCCUGUCGGUGACGUAACACGCGAUCUUCUGGAAAAUCAUAGUGCGCUCAUUUCUUGGGCGCCCUUUUAAACGAGACAAAGCACGCGGGGUAACUCACCUGUACGAGCUUGCCAAACGUUUGGAACUUUGAACGAAAAAGCAUUUGAUUUCACUAGUCCUUUUGAAAAUGUUCUCGUGCUUAUGUAUAGCUUAGCAAUGCACUUGGCGUACCUGAACUAGUGUUACUAUGGCCCAGUGACUACAGCUGUAACAACAACCUUUUUUGCGUUGUAUUUCAGGAGUUAGAGUUCACCAACAUGCAGCAAGUCCUGACCGUGAUGCAUGCUUUCUAUGCUGCGAAAGUUGCACAAGUUGACCCUUCCUUUUCUUUUGACAACAGCUUUUAACCAUCCAACAACGGCAGAUAUUUAGUUUCUUUCUGUCAGUCUGUCAGUUGAACACAAGGCCCCGGUUGUUCAAACGUUGGAUAGCGCUAUCUACCGGAUAAAUCGCUACCCAAUGGAAAAGUAUUACGAAAACUAAU